GACACGUUCGCACGACAAAAGAAGAAGCGCUUGAUUUGCAGUGCACGUGCAUCCCAUUCCACGGGACCUGACUUUCGGUAUUCUUCCAACGUCAGCGUCAAGCCGUACGAACCUCAGCUGUGGACGACGAUAAUCUUUCCGGGUCAGAAGGGGAGAGUGAUACCAUGAGUAAUCCAAAAGUGUUCUUCGACAUCAAGGCCAACGGCGAUUCCCUCGGUCGCAUCAUCAUGGAAUUAAGGGCGGAUGUCGUUCCCAAGACCGCAGAGAAUUUUCGGGCGCUUUGCACCGGCGAGAAGGGAUUCGGCUACAAAGGCUCUACGUUCCAUCGAGUCAUUCCCAACUUCAUGUGUCAAGGAGGAGACUUCACCCACCACAACGGUACGGGAGGAAAAUCAAUCUACGGAAAUAAGUUUGACGACGAAAACUUCACAUUAAAGCACACGGGGCCAGGUACUUUGUCCAUGGCAAACGCGGGGAAGAACACCAACGGGUCUCAGUUCUUUCUGACGACGGCGAAGACUGCGUGGCUAGAUGGAAAGCACGUCGUCUUCGGCAGCGUCGUUGAGGGAAUGGACAUUGUCAAGAAAGUGGAGUCUUACGGUUCCCAAUCCGGAAAGACAUCGAAGAAAAUCGUAAUUGCUGACUGCGGACAGUUGUAACUCCCAUUGAGCUUUGUUUCACGGCUUUUCUACGUGCCAGCUGAAACCGUACGUUUAAACAGUUUAAAUAAACAGUUUCGUUGUAA
Ornithodoros turicata is the source of this 745-nucleotide messenger RNA. RefSeq names its product peptidyl-prolyl cis-trans isomerase. NCBI's taxonomy places the organism in Eukaryota, Metazoa, Arthropoda, Arachnida, Ixodida, Argasidae. The coding region runs from base 165 to 659 and encodes 164 amino acids. Gene Ontology annotation, cellular component: intracellular membrane-bounded organelle. Gene Ontology annotation, biological process: protein peptidyl-prolyl isomerization; protein folding. The record is from RefSeq and is a predicted model, not a curated record. The transcript has 2 exons. Gene Ontology annotation, molecular function: peptidyl-prolyl cis-trans isomerase activity.